AUGGCUAUAAAAGUGCGCCGUGACGGAAUCCAAUCUUCCUACCCCUUGCUACCACCCCAAUCCAGUGAAUACGAGAAGGAGAAUACAAACGUCGUCAAGUUAUUCUCCCUGCUGAAGAAAGACGAUUCCAGUCAACAGCUUUGUUACUAUCAAGCUGGAAUAGGAACUUUUUUCGCGCCAGGUGUUGUGUCACCGCUUUUUGAAUGGGUGGCCAAAAUUGCAGACGAAGCGGUAGCCUGGUAUCUCAACGAGCACGUAAUGGAUGGCUAUAGGUUUCUUAUGCAAAACUACCGCGCCGGAGACAGAAUUUGCAUGUUCGGCUUUUCUCGGGGCGCGUAUACAGCGCGUGCUUUGGCCGGUAUGCUGUACAAAGUCGGACCUCUCCCGCGAGAUAACCAGGAACAAAUCCUCUUCGCCUACAAGCUAUAUAAGCAGGACGAUGAAGCUGGUAUGGAGUUGAGCACCGGUUUCAAGCACACAUUCUGUCGCAAUGUUCAGACCGAAUUCAUGGGCGUAUGGGACACAGUGGCAAGCGUCGGCGUGGUCAUGGGAAGGACGCUCCCUUUCACAACUUCUAAUCGUGCCAUCAAGACAUUUCGCCAUGCCAUAUCACUUGAUGAGCACCGUUCCCGAUUUAGACCCAACCUCUUUCACCGAGCAUCAUCUGGCCAAGACCAAGAGUCCACAACGACAAUCAGCACAGCCUCUGGCAUUGUCAAAACCUACACCAACAAGCUGUCGUUCUACCGCUCUAAGAAAUUUGGAUUCAGCACUUUCUUUCAUCCUGAUCACUGGAGACAUUUGGACGAUGAAGACUGGAAUCCGACCGAUGUGCUGGAAGUAUGGUUUUCGGGGUGCCACAGCGAUAUCGGCGGAAACGAACUGAUGUCAGCCCCUCCGCACAGUAUCGGCAACAUACCCCUUCGCUGGAUGAUUCGUCAAGUUAUCAGCUCACAGUGUGGGACCAUAUUCGAUGAAGCAGCGCUCUCAAAGCUCGAGCUCCGGCCUAGUCUUGUAUCCCAACCGCCGAAAGCGCAUGGGGAUCCUGGAAUUGCCGACGAAAUCGAUGCGCAACAGCCUAUCCAUGACCGGCUACAAGACACCAAAAUAUGGUGGCUUCUAGAGAUCAUCCCUGUGCGAUAUUCAUGGCAAGACGCACAAGGCGUGUGGCGUAGUGAAUUCCGGUGGAAUUUGGGAAGAGGGAGAACGAUCGAAGAGACACGGCCUCAUUUCCAUCUUACAGUCAAGGAGCGUAUGGCAAACGGAUCGCUACACUAUAAGCCGAAAGCUAUCUGGAAUGGGAAUGAAGUAUACGUCGAGUGA
Molecule: messenger RNA, 1323 nt
Organism: Guyanagaster necrorhizus
Lineage: Eukaryota; Fungi; Basidiomycota; Agaricomycetes; Agaricales; Physalacriaceae
Exons: 12
Coding region: 1-1323 (440 amino acids)
Source: RefSeq, a predicted model, not a curated record